Hibiscus syriacus is the source of this 4175-nucleotide messenger RNA. Its product is annotated as auxin response factor 19-like. Gene Ontology annotation, cellular component: nucleus. NCBI's taxonomy places the organism in Eukaryota, Viridiplantae, Streptophyta, Magnoliopsida, Malvales, Malvaceae. The record is from RefSeq and is a predicted model, not a curated record. Gene Ontology annotation, molecular function: protein binding; DNA binding. Gene Ontology annotation, biological process: regulation of DNA-templated transcription; response to hormone. The transcript has 15 exons. Bases 397 to 3714 code for a protein of 1105 amino acids.
AGGGAAAGAAUGCAGCAUUCAUUCUUUGACAAAUUUACCAAUUUUCACUUUUUUUUUCCUCCUUCCCUUCUUAACAUUUUAGAUUAGUCUUUGCUGCCUCCAUUUCCUUGUCGUAUGUUUUUCGGUUCCGGCCACUUUCUCGCCCUUCUUUCCCGGCCCUCUCGCCGGAAUCCGUUUCCUAGAUUUCUAUUUCCUUUCCCCGGGAAAUUGGGGUUUUACGUUUACUUUGACUACCGUUUGAAUGAUUUUGUUAAAUAAGCUGAUCUGAGCUUUAGCUGCAAAGCUUUCUAUUAGUGUCUUUGCUUUGUCUUUUUCAAGCUAAUCAGAUAUUAACAGCUCAAUAGUUUAGAUUUUUUUUUUGUCUGAGAGUUCAAGGGGGAAUAAAAACAAAAAGAAAUGGAAGUGUCGGCCGCCGGAGCCGCAUCUACAUCCAACGCGGCAGCUCCAAAUUCGGCUGAAGGUGUUGUGCAGGAGAACAAUAGCAUCAACCCGGAGCUAUGGCAGGCAUGUGCCGGGCCGCUGGUGAACCUGCCGGCUGCUGGGACCCACGUUCUGUACUUCCCUCAAGGACACAGCGAACAUGUUGCCGCGUCAAUGAAGAAAAUUGUGGAUGCUCAAGUUCCGAACUACCCGAAUCUUCCAUCUAAGUUGUUAUGUCUCCUUCACAAUGUCACCUUGCAUGCUGACCCAGAGACGGAUGAAAUCUAUGCUCAGAUGACACUCCAACCCGUUUCUUCUUUUGAUAAGGAGGCAUUACUGAGAUCAGAACUUUCUCUUAAGCCAAAUAAGCCGCAACCAGAAUUCUUCUGCAAGACGCUGACAGCAAGUGAUACAAGCACUCAUGGAGGUUUUUCUGUUCCUCGUCGUGCUGCUGAAAGUUUUUUCCCUCCUCUUGAUUUCUCAAUAGAAUCACCUAAUCAAGAACUUGUGGCCAGGGAUCUUCAUGAAAAUGUCUGGAACUUCCGCCAUAUCUAUCGAGGGAAACCAAAGCGCCACUUGCUUACCACAGGUUGGAGCCUAUUUGUCAGUGUUAAGAGACUCCUUGCUGGUGAUUCAGUUUUAUUCGUUAGAGAUGAAAGACGACAGCUUCUCUUGGGCAUAAGGCGUGCCAACAGGCAACCCACCAAUUUAUCGUCGUCAGUAUUGUCGAGUGAUAGCAUGCAUAUUGGAAUCCUCGCUGCAGCUGCUCAUGCAGUAGCAAACAAUAGCCCCUUUACAGUGUUCUAUAAUCCAAGGGCUAGCACUUCUGAAUUUGUUAUUCCUUUAGCCAAGUAUUAUAAAGCUGUGUAUAACAAUCAAUUAUCACCUGGCAUGCGCUUUCGAAUGAUGUUUGAAACUGAAGACUCAGGAACAAGAAGGUAUAUGGGAACAAUUACGGGAAUCAGUGAUAUCGAUCCUGUAAGAUGGAAAAACUCACAAUGGCGAAAUUUGCAGGUUGGUUGGGAUGAGUCAACUGCCGAGGAAAGACAUAAUCGAGCCUCCAUUUGGGAAAUUGAACCAAUUACAGCUCCAUUUUUCAUCUGUCCACCUCCAUUCUUCAGAUCAAAGCGUCUUAGGCAACCCGGAAUGCCAGAUGAUGAAUACUCUGACUUUGAUAAUAUAUUCAAGAGGUCAAUGCCUUCGCUUGGUGACGAUGUAUGCAUGAAGGAUUCACAUUUGCUUCCAGGGGUUAGCCUGGUCCAAUGGAUGAAUAUGCAGCAACAUCCUGUGCUGGCAAACUCAAUGCAUCCAAAUUUCAUGCAGUCUCUGGCUCGAUCCACUAUGCAAAACUUUGACGGAGCAGAUCUUUCCCACCAGAUGGGUCUGUCAGCACCACAAAUACCUCAGCCCAACAUGCAGUUCAGUGCUCAUAGGUUACCUCAGCAAGUACAGCAACUCAAUCAGCUUCCAAAGCUGCCAUCUAUGAUGAACUCAGUGGGAUCCAUUAUGCAGCCACAACAGCUGAAUGGCAUGGUUCAGCAGUCGGAGCAAAAUUUGAUUGCUCAGACUCUACCCUCUGGUGAAGUUCGGGCUCAAAUUUUGCAGCCUCAAGCCAUUGUCCAAAGUAACAAUAUCCUUCAGCAGCAGCAAACUUCUAAUCAAACUCUUCAACUCCCUCAAAGUCUUCCUCAAAACCUGCAGCAGCAGUAUAUGGAUCCAAAUCAACCACAAAACCUAAUGCAUUCCCAGCUGCCUGAUCCACUCAGCCAACAUUUACAAGUGCCUGACAUCCAGGUUCAGUUUCAACUGUUGCAGCAGCUUCAGCAGCAACAACAGUUGCUUUUGUCACAGCAGUCCACACUUCAGAAGCCUGGUCAACUUGCCCAACCCCAAGAUCAACAAAGUCACCUCUUAGAUGCUUCUCAGGCCUUCUCUAGGUCCAUGGCAGCUAGUCAAGUGUUGGAUAUGCCUCAAAACUCCCCCACCUUGCUACCUCAAUCAAAUGUUGCCCCACAUCAGACACCUAAAAGUAACAGCCAGGCAAAUGUUCAGUUCUCUCAAUCACCUCUGCAGUCAAAGCUUCAGCAACAGCAACCUGGAAUUCUGCCUGAAGUUCCUGGUCAUGUGGAUCCCUUCCGCACAACUGCAAAAAAGCAACCAUCCAAUGCUGUUAGCAGUGUAAUGACAUGUGCUGCUGUAGCUGCUCAUUCUGUGAUCACUGAUGAUAAUCCAUCGUGUUCCACUUCACCAUCUACAAACUAUCCAAGUGUUCUUCAGCCAAUGAUAAACAGCAGAGUCCACAAGAGUACUGGAUUAGGGGAUGGCAUCACUCAGUCUGCUGCCACAAUCUUGAAUCCUUAUCCCUUGGAGGCCAUGUCACCUAAUGUUAAUAUAGUUGAAGAGCUUCAGAAAAAGUAUGAUUUUAAACCCUUAUCGAAUAUCUCCAAGAGUCAAAACCAAGGCCUUUAUACCCUACAAAACUAUAUCAAUGGUGCUACUGUACAUGCAGAUUACCUGGACACAUUAUCUUCUACGACUUCAGUUUGCCUUUCUCAGAAUGUUCAUUUGCAGCAAAACUCAUCGACUUACAACCCUCAAACAAUGUUGUUGAGAGACACAAGUCAAGACGGGGAAGUUCAGGCAGAUCCAAGGAACAAUGUUUCAUAUGGAAAUAAUAUGGAUAGCCGAAUUGGGAUACCCAUGAAUUCUGACACUUCAUUGACGAAAUGCAUGAUGGAGCUGGGGAAGGAUUUUUCAAAUAACAUCUCUUCGGGAGGAAUGCUCACAAGCUAUGAAAACCCUAAAGAUGCUCAGCAAGAACUUCCAUCGUCAAUUGUUUCCCAGUCAUUUGGAGUUCCAGAUAUGACGUUUAACUCCAUUGAUUCCACUAUAAACCAUAACAGCUUCACAACCCGUAGUGCAUUGACCCCACCGCCACAAUUUCAGAGAAUGCGAACAUUUACCAAGGUUUACAAACGCGGGGCUGUUGGAAGAUCAAUAGAUAUAACUCGUUAUUCAGGUUAUGAUGAGCUCAAACAAGAUUUGGCUCGUAGGUUUGGCAUUGAGGGGCAGCUGGAAAACCAAGGGAGAAUAGGCUGGAAACUAGUCUACGUGGAUCACGAGAAUGAUGUUCUACUAGUUGGAGAUGACCCAUGGGAGGAGUUUGUCAACUGUGUCCGAAGCAUCAAAAUCCUCUCCCCUCAAGAGGUCCAGCAGAUGAGUGUGGAUGGAGAUUUCAGGAACUCUGCCCUGCCUAAUCAGGCCUGUAGUAGCUCUGGCAAUGGAAAUGCAUAAACUAGUAUAGCAACAGGCUAAUGACCAUUACCAGUUCGGAGCUUAUACAGUUUGUACGAUUGGAUUCGGUUGAUCGCUUUCCAUACGGUGUAUAUUUUCGGCAUAUCUUUCUGCCUUCUGCCGGAAAAGGAGAGAUGAUUGGUGAUAGGAGCAGAAAAGGAGGAAAAGUGUGGCCUCACUCACAAUCAAGCCAUGAAGGGACAGUUAAUCUGCUUGAGCUUGGGUUUGAUUAUGUAAGAAAUUGGUACUCCAUUUGCCAAUGUAGGUUGAUUCAAUUGGUUCAGUAUUCAUUAGUGGCUUGGUAAGAACUAAGGGUAGAGUCUUACCAGCCAUCGCAUUGGCCUGUCAAAAACUUUGAAUUCACAUUUGAUCGUUUCCUCAAGUGUACUUUAAUAUUUGUACAAACAAGAUUCUGAAUUUUAUGGCUUAGUUCCUUUUGUAUGAUAAAUAUGUUGAAUUGU